AUGCCAGACCAGGAGGCCGAGACCGUCGCAAGAGCCUUCUACAACGGCUGGAUUUGUCGCUUUGGCACGCCGCUUCGAGUGACAACAGACCAAGGCCGACAAUUCGAGUCAUACCUGUUCAAUGCGCUUAGUCGUUUGACAGGUACGACCCACCUGCGCACAUCUGCUUAUCAUCCCGCAGCGAACGGCAUGAUCGAGCGCGUUCACAGGCAACUAAAAGCUGCGAUUCGAUGCCACGAGAACGACAGCUGGACUCGCGCUCUCCCAACUGUGCUUCUCGGCAUACGCGCCGCAUGGCGCGAGAACGCCGCAGCCACAGCAGCCGACAUCGUGUACGGACAGCCACUUUGCCUUCCAGGGGAACUGCUCGUAGCUUCAACAGCUAACAACAAUGACCCAGCUUUUUUCGUGACUGAGUUGCGCAACUACUUCACGAAGAUACGACCAGUCCCUGAAAAAUCACAUGGCGAACAAAAUACCUUUAUUUUCAAGGACCUGGAAACGUGUAAAUCCGUUUUAGUUCGCCGCAACGCUGUGAGAACUUCACUCCAAAUGCCUUACGAUGGACCAUUCCUCGUGCUGACUCGAUCGGAUAAAACGUAUAAGCUGCAAUUCAACGGUCACACAGCCAACGUUUCUAUCGAUAGACUCAAGCCAGCCUUCGUUCUCGGAGAUGCUCCAGAGAACCCACAUCAGAACGACGAGGAAGACGAGUUCUUUUUAAUACGUUAUCACCAGGCACUGCCCCAACAACAGCAGCAACAAGAGCCAGUUCCUCAGCAGCAACAACAACAGCUACCGACAGCUCAUGAAAACAACGGACAACAACCAGCUAUCCGAAGAUCCACACGUCGUGUACGUUUCGCAGAGCGUUAUCAAGCUGGUUUCAAUUAA
This is a messenger RNA of Phymastichus coffea, 894 nucleotides long. RefSeq lists its product as uncharacterized. Gene Ontology annotation, molecular function: nucleic acid binding. NCBI's taxonomy places the organism in Eukaryota, Metazoa, Arthropoda, Insecta, Hymenoptera, Eulophidae. Gene Ontology annotation, biological process: DNA integration. Bases 1 to 894 code for a protein of 297 amino acids. The transcript has a single exon. The record is from RefSeq and is a predicted model, not a curated record.